GAGGUGCGGGCCCUGCAGUUUGAGUCCGACCUCUGCGCUGUCACCAUCGCCGCAGCCGUCGCGUCUGCUUCCUCUCGAGUUCCGCAGCUUCCAGGGCGUUGCAACAUCCAGGAAUGUUACGACAAAAACCAUCUUUAGUGGUGUACAGAGACAUCAGAGAUAAGCUGAGGUUCCAUUGGACUCCAACUCUCAACACAAUUUACGAGUCUGUGGAAUUGGGUUCACCAGAUGAAUCGACAGCUCUCAAGGAAGACGAUUUUCAGGUUGGUGAUAUGGUCACUGAUGACGAAGAGGGAGAGGCAAAUUAUUCCGAGAGUCUUGCCGGCGGCUACAGUGAGAGUGAGGGAAUGGCGGAUACAGCAUCUGUAAUCAGCAGCCCACUCCUCGAACCAGAGGGCUCGUCAAGCAUUGCCGGGAACAAGCAGUCGAGCCACAGCCGCCUGUGCCGCGUCUUCCGUGGGCUGGUCUGCUGCAUCGGUGGCCACUGUCUCUGCUCCCAGGGGCAAACAAGGCGUGGCUACCGCCAGAUCCCGCAUCUCAUCCCCAGGGCGAUGCACACGGUGUGGCAGCGGCGAGGACUGCUACGCUGGCGGGUUCGAGGCAGCACAUUCCCGGAUGACGGCCGCUGCCUGCACACUGUGGUUCUGAAUGGGCCAGCGUCGAGCGUCAGUGAUUCUAACUGAUCAUCAUGCAGUACAGAGCGACCUCUAGGCCUAUCAGUGAACUUUCCUACUCUAGAAGGAUCUUUCCCCAAGCUUUCUGCAGAUUUUACUUUUCGUGUAUCCAUGCAUCUGAUGCAACCAGCUUCGAUUCUUCAUCUCAAAAACUGAAUUACUUUUAGCAACUUUACUUUCUGUUGAGAAAUGCCCUGUUUUUCUAUACUGAGGGACAAACACCAAUAAUAUUACUUUCCGAAAGCUUUUGUGCUUAGUUUGUCAACAUCUGCAGAACUAUGUGGACUGUUGGGCAAUGAAUUUGUCAGGUCCUUUUGAAAAUGUCUCCGUCUGUCAGUUUUAUCUUUGACUCUGCAGAUGAAAACACAUGCUGCAGCUCAGCCGAAAUGCUCAGACACAGAUUAGCUGGGAAGCGUGCCCGCCUGGCACGACAUCACGUGGCGAGUCCCUACUUCCUGCAUGUCCGACCACACACAAACAUCCCAAGUUCACACGACAGACUGAAUAUUUUUGGAAAACAUGAUAUGUUUGUGAAGUAUAUAAUGUGUACUUCGAGUUUUUUUGAACACUUUACAGUUUUGGUGUUUGAGUGAUCUGGUUUAGCAGAAGUUAUGGAGUGUGUUGGAGAGCCACUUCAAGUUAUGAAUUUUACACAACUAUGGACAG
Molecule: messenger RNA, 1340 nt
Organism: Schistocerca nitens (vagrant locust)
Lineage: Eukaryota; Metazoa; Arthropoda; Insecta; Orthoptera; Acrididae
Exons: 8
Coding region: 114-683 (189 amino acids)
Source: RefSeq, a predicted model, not a curated record